This is a messenger RNA of Rhipicephalus microplus (southern cattle tick), 2382 nucleotides long. RefSeq names its product protein unc-13 homolog D. Lineage: Eukaryota; Metazoa; Arthropoda; Arachnida; Ixodida; Ixodidae. Gene Ontology annotation, cellular component: secretory vesicle. The record is from RefSeq and is a predicted model, not a curated record.
AUGGAUAUUAAGCUCUCUGUGCGGCCACAACGGGAGCAGCAGUGGCAGCAGGUCGACGUGCGCCGGCGUGGUGGCGAGGCCUCUAUGGAGCACAGCCCAUUCCGCAAGGUGCUCAGACGCAGCUGCAGACACGAACUGUGCCUGCAAUGCCUACGCACUGUCCAGAGGAGCGUUGGCAGACAGGCCAGGCCAUACAACGCCUCACGGGCGCAGAUGGCUGAGCUGGUGAGGGAGGUGUUCGGAGACAGCGUGUUCACUUCCUGCACGCAGCAGCUCGAGGACGGCAGGAGCGGCGGCGACGGUGACGGCGAGGAACUGCGCUUCCGCUUCCAGGUGAAGCUUCUGGACGCCGAUGGCCUCUUCGACGUCGGCGACAGAAGGUACGCCCAUUGCCGUUUGUGGGCCAACGAAAGCGAUGGUAAGACCUCGGAGGUGUUCAAGCGGAAGUGGCUCCCCGAGUCCACCGUCGAUAUGUUCGUUAAUGUGCGUGAGCCCUCAACGAGCCGCCUUGUUCUGGAAGUGCUCGCCAAGGAGCAACUGCAACACCUGGGACGCCAUCAGAACGCUGGUUCGUCCUGGAACGUCGACGCCAAACUACAGAUUUCGGUCACGUUUCACACCGUGGCCACCACCGACAUCAGCGUGCUGGAGCGGAUACGCGAACACUACGCCCUGAGUUUCGUCUUUCUCGAGCACAACGUCGAGAACGCCUCUGAGGACAGUGUGGCUCGGUGGACCAGGUGGUCGGACUGCGUGGGGCGACGCGGAAUCACGCUUCUCCGGCAGCACGCGAUGCAGAACAACAUGCAGGACGUGGAGGCCCACUGCUGCUACCUGCAGGCGGUCACUGAGCACAGGAUGAAAGUUAACACCCAAAUCAGUUUCGUAGUGAUGUACUUGCUCCUCAAAGAGCUCCAACUCGAAUUGGGUAACACGAGGCAUCGCUUCGUCAGCGAUGCUCUUGAUCAGCUUAUUCGGGGCCUGUCGGAGCACAUAAAUGCUCAACUGGAGAACCUCCAUAACCAGUAUUACCUAGAGUUCGAGCUGCACGUCACAGACCUCUCUGGGGCACUGUCGGUGUGCGCGCUGAUGGAAAGCAUGAGCUCUCUGCCCAUCGUGGAGUCGGCUCGGGUGGCUCUUCAAAAGAACGAGCGAGAAUGGUACGAGCAGCUCGCAGAAGCGUGUGACGAAAACGCCACGCUGUCAGCAGUCGCGGGCACGCUUGAAAAGAUUCGGCUACACCAACUAAAAGCCAACCGGUUAUUCCAGCAAUCCUGGAACGAGACGUACACUAACAUAGUCAUGCACCAACUCGACGACUUCCUUUUCAAGUACCUGAAGCCUUGGGUAACUCGGCUGGUCGAGGGCGUUUUUGCAUCCUCGCCCGGAGAGGAGGAAGAGAGGACACUGACUUCGAUCGAAGCGUUCCUGGUGAUCAAGACGUUCCUGGAAGAACUCCCCAUGCAGAAUGUCAAGCCCAAGGUAUUAAAGGUGGAGAGAUUCCGCGAAUGGUUUGGACCGAGGAUUGUCGAGCGCUGGUUUAAUUUCGCGUCGCGAGCCAGCGACAUCAUACUGGAAUUCGUGGCCGCAGAUGAUCUAGUGCCCAUGAAUGCCAACGUCAAGUACAGUUCCUCUUUCGUCGAGACAGCCGACGCCAUCAACGCCAGCGUCGUCAGCAUCUGGGUUCUGCUCGAGUGGCCUGAGCACGCGUGCAGCUUUGCUUUCGUCGAGUGCGUGCAGCAGUGGGUCACUGUCUACGCGGCAGCCAUCGAGCAGAAACUCGAAGAAACCGGUGGUGGUGGUCGCGACGGCGCUAGUGGCAGCGGCUGCACCGUGCCGGCCAGGCUGUGCGUUGCCGUCAAUGACUUGAUGGGUAUCGUCGCGUUUGUGCAGCAGAUACGCUGCAAGAUUGUCGACACGUACGUCGGAUCUCGCGAAGGGUUGUCUCGAUUUGCGGACGUCGACAUCAAAGUCCACAACACCCUCGUGGUCGUUGAUGCCUCCAAGGACAAGCUCCUGGAUUUCAUAGUGCACCGGCUGCUGCCCGAUGUCGAGCCCCGGAUUGAGAAGGUGCUCCGGGCGCAGAACACCAUGACUCAAGAAGCAGAUGUGGAGGGUCUCCUGCGGACCGUCAUGGCGUGCAUCACCUCACUGCGGGUCAACCUAGAAGCGGAGGCGUUUGAAGCCGUGCUGUGCUUGCUGUGGGCCAAGAUGACUACACUUCUCAAGCAGGCCAUCUCGCGGAUGCGUACACGCUGCGGCGUGGACUCGCGGGCGUACUCGGCCUCGUAUCUUGGCCUGUCCGUGAUCAUCCAGCAGCUGCCCAAGUGCUUCAUCAUCAAGGACAGCGGCUGGCCUCUCACCGGCGGCCAUGGCGGCUGA